UACAGAGUGUGCUAGUAGAUGGAGCAGACACAUUGGGCCUGAACUUGGAAUGGGUUUUGUCCAAUCUGCUGAACAACCAUAUUGCAUUGAAGAAAGUCCAAUAAGAGAUUGACGCCAUAAUCGGGGGCAGUGAAAGAUGGUUACAGGAUUCUGACAUUGAACAAAUGGUGUACCUCCAAGCAGCAGUCAAAGAAUCCAUGCGGCUAUACCCAACCGCACCUCUUCUUUCCCCUCACAAAGCCAUCGAAGAUUGCACCAUCGGUGGGUAUACUGUCACUAAGGGUACCGUCGUGUACCCCAACGUGUGGAAGAUACAACGGGAUCCGCGAGUGUGGUCGGAGCCGGAGAAGUUCUCGCCGGAGAGAUUCCUGGGACAAGUUGAAAGAGAGGCUGAUCCGGGCAAGUAUUUUGGGUUCAUUCCUUUUGGGUUCGGGAGACGAUCCUGUCCCGGAAAUUAUUAUGCUUUGAAAGUGACGCACCUCACCAUUGCCCGUCUGAUCCAGGGGUUUACCGUCACAACUCCGGGGAAUAUGCCGGUGGACAUGUUGGAAGGGAUAUCCAUCACUCUUACUAGAGCAAAUCCACUCAAAGUGUUUAUUGCUCCCCGACUACCAUCUUCCUUUUAUGAAUAAUCACUAUAAUUA
This is a messenger RNA of Cuscuta epithymum, 644 nucleotides long. Lineage: Eukaryota; Viridiplantae; Streptophyta; Magnoliopsida; Solanales; Convolvulaceae. The record is from the annotation of a GenBank genome assembly.